AUGAUGGAACCUUACGAAUUCUACUGCAGUUACUGGUUAUCAAAGAAUAGAUUUAAGGUCAAAACAAGAGAUCCGAGUCCCAACCUUUCACUUUUCAUUCAGUGGUAUAAUACCGUGUCACUGUGGGUUACAGAAACAAUUCUUCAAUAUAAUGACAUCAAAGAACGUCACAAAGCGCUGUGCAGAUUUAUCAGCUUAGCGUGGGGAUGUUAUUCAGUUCGAAAUUACAAUGGCUGUUUUGAAAUUAUCACAGGUCUAUAUUCCAACGAAGUUUACCGAUUGAGUAAGACGUGGGCUAUGCUCAGUGAAGAAUAUGUAAAGAAGGCACAAACUCUCAUUGAAUUAACAAGUGUGGCUAAUAACUACAGAAACUAUAGAGAAGAACUUAAAAAUUCCAAAAAGCCCUGCAUUCCAAACUUGGCCGUUCAUCUCAAAGAUCUUGCUUCCGUCGAUGACAGCCAAGAAGAUGAAAGAAAAUUAACAGAGGAAGAAAUGCGUCUCUUGGCUGAAAAUGAUCAAUUCUGUAAACGAGUGUUCAUUGGUCGAACUUUGGAUGAAGACAUUGAAUACAACUUUAGCAAGAGACGGGUACAAACUACCUUAAUUUGCCAAUUACUGAAAUAUCAGAAAAUUUCAUACCCUUUCAAACCUAACGAAUCCCUCAAGCAUUACUUGUGGAUUUCUUUACUGAGAAUCAAUGAAGAUAUUCGUAGAGAGACAGCCGAAAAGAAAAUUAGUAUUGAAAAAUACAUUCAAGAAAAGAAGAGGCAAUUCCUUGUGAGGAGCAAACAACUCGAACCAAAAUCGACAAGAUAA
Messenger RNA from Naegleria fowleri, 816 nucleotides. RefSeq lists its product as uncharacterized. Lineage: Eukaryota; Heterolobosea; Eutetramitea; Acrasida; Naegleriidae. The record is from RefSeq and is a predicted model, not a curated record. Bases 1 to 816 code for a protein of 271 amino acids. Gene Ontology annotation, molecular function: guanyl-nucleotide exchange factor activity. Gene Ontology annotation, biological process: positive regulation of GTPase activity; Ras protein signal transduction. Gene Ontology annotation, cellular component: plasma membrane. The transcript has a single exon.